Mycena indigotica is the source of this 1710-nucleotide messenger RNA. RefSeq names its product Monosaccharide importer. Gene Ontology annotation, molecular function: carbohydrate:proton symporter activity. Gene Ontology annotation, biological process: transmembrane transport; carbohydrate transport. Bases 1 to 1710 code for a protein of 569 amino acids. Gene Ontology annotation, cellular component: membrane. The transcript has 12 exons. The record is from RefSeq and is a predicted model, not a curated record. NCBI's taxonomy places the organism in Eukaryota, Fungi, Basidiomycota, Agaricomycetes, Agaricales, Mycenaceae.
AUGGCAGGCGGUCCUGGAGGAACUUCAGAAGGUUUGGCGACUGCCAGUCUACUAUGGGCGAUUGUGAUGAGUGCAUUUGCCGCAUUCGGUGGUAUUCUCUUCGGUUAUGAUACGGGGACCAUUGGCGGCAUCAUCGUCAUGAAAGACUGGAUAGAGACUUUCGGAACAUACGACCCGAGCGGGGUGCUCGGCACGGAUACCCAAGGCAGAUUCCUCAAGACGGCCAACAAGAGUUUGGUGGUGUCCAUUCUAUCGGCAGGCACUUUCGUUGGGGCGUUGUUCGCAUAUCCUAUGGGCGACAUCGUUGGGAGAAAAUGGGGCAUUGUGGCAAGCUGCUGUGUCUUCAGUCUUGGGAUCGGGCUGCAGUUGGACACGCAGUGGGCGACGUUUGUCGUUGGUCGAUUCAUUGCUGGGCUUGGUGUUGGACUCGUAUCCUGCCUGGUCCCCAUGUACCAGAGCGAGUGCGCUCCCAAAAGUCUCCGCGGUUUGAUUGUUGGGUUGUACCAACUAGCGAUAACACUGGGUGCCCUCAUUUCGGCUAUCGUUCUCAAUGCGACCAAGGAUUUCGGCGACCACAGCGCCUGGCGCAUUCCCAUCGCUGUACAAUUCGUCUGGGCCUUUGUUCUCGGUGGUGGAAUGCUCCUCCUCCCCGAAUCGCCUCGAUAUCUACUGUACAAAGGACGCGUCAACGCCGCAAGAAAGGCACUAUCACGCUUCACGAAAACCCCUCCCAACUCGCCCGAAGUUGACGCGCAAACCCAGGAAAUUCAACAGGCUCUUGCCGCCGAGCAAGAGAACGCGAAUGCUAGUUGGUUUGAGGCAGACUGCUUCCGCAACACUGAGUCGAAGAACGGGUUGCGCACUUGGACUGGUAUCUGGCUUCAAGCUUGGCAACAAUUGACGGGUAAACCACAAGGUUUUAUCUCCCCCGAUCACUUUGCUCAUACUCUGGAAGGUAUCAACUUUAUCAUGUACUACGGCACCAGUUUCUUCAGCAAUUCUGGGAUCAAGAACUCGUUCAUCAUCACGAUUAUCAUUGACGUUGUCAACACUGCUAUGACUAUCGUCGGCAUUCAACUUAUCGACAGGGUGGGCCGUCGCCGGCUUCUUCUAAUCGGGGCGGCGGGAAUGCUCGUCUGCGAAUAUAUCAUCGCUAUUGUCGGAACUACUGUCGGUCAAGCUGGGGCAGGGGGCAUCAAUUUGGCUGCCCAGCGUGUUCUCAUCGCAUUUGCGUGUUUCUACAUCGCAUUCUUCGCGUGUAGUUGGGGUCCGGUUGCGUGGGUUGUUUCUGGGGAAAUAUUCUCUUUGAAACUCCGGGCGAAGAGCAUGUCCCUUGCUAUCGCUAGCAACUGGCUUUGGAAUUUUGGGAUUGGGUAUGCGACACCAUAUCUUGUUGACCAGUCCACCAAGGGCCAGCCCAAUGGUGUCGCUACUGCCUCGUUGGGCGUCAAGGUCUUUUUUAUUUGGGGAUCGACGUGUGUCGGGUGCCUCCUGUUCGCCUACUUCUUUAUUCCCGAGACGAAGGGUCUGUCGCUCGAGCAGAUCGACCUGUUGUACAGGAAUUCGAGUGUGCUGGGCUCUACGAGGUAUCGGAAGGAGAUGUUGCUUGACAGCGAAACGGAGGCGGCCAAAGGGAACACGGAACAUGUCGAGGAUGCCUCUGACGCGACGAUAUCUGACCCGGGGCUGCGUGAAAAGGGAAAGGUGUAG